AUGGAAACUGGCCUCAUAGCUCUGGGUGUGAGAAACCUUCUCCCCUCGCACGAUGUGACUGUCCCAUUGGCUACAUCUUAUUUUGGUACAUGGGAGAGGCUUUAUCGAGUGAUUCACGUGCCGUCAUUCUGGAAACAGUAUCACGAUAUCUGCGUUGGAAUCAGACAGCCAUCGCUCAGUUUCGAAAUCCUCACGCUCGCUAUUCUUGUCUUGGGAGAGCGAGCCAUGGUUCAAGCUUCAAUGGAGGACCUUGAGUCGACCAGAGCCCGUCUUGAACUUUUUUCAAGAUGGACGGAUUGCAUUGAGAAUUACUGUUUCUUGUUAGUCGAAAAUAAACGACUAGACUUGACGGCAAUGCAGACGUUGUGCCUGUUUACUCUGUACAAGGCGACAACUUGUGACCGAAAUGAAGCUUUGAAAUGGACUCAAAAACUUGUGAAGUGCGCCGUGCAAACAGAUCUCCACAAGGAUCCUUCUAAGUUGAACCCUAGAAUAUCUCCAUUUGAAAUUGAGAUAAGAAGACGGCUUUGGGCGACUAUCCUUGAGAUCGAUAUUCAGGUUUCCCUUGAGCAUGGGAAUUCCCCACCCUGGACAAUUAAUAUGGACCACGAUGUUCAAGAGCCGUCUAACCUGGACGAUGUUGAGUUGCACCCGCAUUUAACACUGGUCCCACCGGGGAUUUCUGUCACAAAGCGCUCGGAUUGUAGAAUUUUAAUAGUCUUGCGCCGUUGUCAAAAAUUACGAAUAGAGAUUCUCGGGAAGACAUUCAGCAAUGAGAAUGAAGAAAAGAUGAAAGAUCCAGUGUUGUUCAACCGCCUCAUGCGGCUCCUUUUAACAAAGCUUGACAGCAUGUUUACUUCACCAAACAUCUCAAGCUUGGAUCCUGAAUCAGAGCUUCUCCUACGACUACACGUUCUCCGUGCCUCUCUGAAGGUUAUUCAAGGUCUCACAUUUCGCGCUGUGAAAUUUACCCAGCUUCAAAAUACCCUCACCACUUAUUACAAAUAUGCGUUGAAUUACUUGCAACUUUAUUUGGAAUUAUCGCCAUCUACGCGCAAUGGAUCAUUGCUGUCAUCUACUCUAUUCGAGGCACUCUCUCCGGUGGUAUAUACUCAGAGUGAUGGGUUCCAGCUUUCGAGUAAGUUCUGA
This is a messenger RNA of Penicillium longicatenatum, 1149 nucleotides long. RefSeq names its product fungal specific transcription factor domain-containing protein. The coding region runs from base 1 to 1149 and encodes 382 amino acids. The record is from RefSeq and is a predicted model, not a curated record. The transcript has a single exon. Gene Ontology annotation, molecular function: zinc ion binding; DNA-binding transcription activator activity, RNA polymerase II-specific; RNA polymerase II cis-regulatory region sequence-specific DNA binding. Gene Ontology annotation, biological process: DNA-templated transcription; regulation of transcription by RNA polymerase II. NCBI's taxonomy places the organism in Eukaryota, Fungi, Ascomycota, Eurotiomycetes, Eurotiales, Aspergillaceae. Gene Ontology annotation, cellular component: nucleus.